GCGACUGCUACGUUACUCGCCACAAAGAAAAAGCCAACUAGAUAUUUCCAUUCAUUGUUUUUUGCGUGGCGGAGAUCGAACGUGACAUGGUGCUCCUGUCGGACAAAGACUUCUGAACAUCCGAAUCGGUCACCGUCGUGUGGGUUAUCCUGGGCCAAUAUUUUCUAGUCGUCUUGACGCUUGUGUAACCCUGAAUAACACACGACGGUGACGAUAAUCAGCAAGUGCGACAAAUCGGUUCUCGCGCACCCAUUGGUCGAUAAAGCAGCCAGUGCACGUGAUGUGCUUCCCGUAGAAAGCGUUGCGGAGGACACGACAUACUCAGUUCGCAGGAAAACACGGGUUUUCUCGGCGAUUUCUGAUCGGCAAUUCAAACCCUUCCGAGAAAAUCGCUCACAUCUGCGUACCAGGCGAGUGACAAGUGAAAGUUUCGUGGAAGGAAAACUUCCAAGGCUCCCACGAUUGAAUACGUCGUACGUUGGACAGCCCCUUCAGAACGUAUCUCACUCGAACUGAGUCCGACAGAAAAUGAGUUCGCUGCUGAAUACACUUUUAGAGGCAGCUCGAUUUUUGGAACUCCAAGAACAACAGCAACAAAAUCGCGCGACGGUUGCAGAAACGCUAGUCACGAUGAAACCCGUAUCCCCAACGCCCGCCCCCAGUAGUCCAACUAGGACGAUAACUCCGACGUACACCAAUCUCAAAACAGUCACCGCAAAUACUUCGCCCCAAACAGUCGUCAUAUCUUCCAGCAAUAUUGCACCAGCUAUCAUUCAAGGGCCGAUUACGUUCACCUCAACUCCUCCUUCACAGUAUGUUAAAAAGAUCGAUCAGGACGGCCAUGUCUCGAGUACGACGGUGGUUUCCCAAAUCCCCAGGCAGAGGAUUCUACAUAACAGUUUCGAUAUAAGGAACCCGUUGGUAAUCGAUGAAACCAACGGAAAUGAUAGCAAAAGGAAACAACCCCCAAUGGUAUUCAGGGCUGGCACCCGAGAAGUCCAUAACAAGCUCGAAAAACAUAGAAGAGCACACCUUAAAGAGUGUUUCGAUAUCUUGAAGAAGCAGCUGCCCUCUACGCAAGACGAGAAAAAGACUUCCAAUUUGAGUAUUCUCCAUUCAGCUUUGAGGUAUAUUCAGACUUUGAAAAGAAAAGAACGGGAGCUGGAACAUGAAAUGGAAAGAUUGGCAAGAGAAAAGAUCAGUGCGCAACAGCGUUUGGCGGUUCUCAAAAAGGACAUUUCAUCGCAUUUCGACAAUGUAGACUUUUCAAAACUCUUACCUGAAGUUGUUGCUUCCAGUCCAAGUACUAGUUCAGUGCACGAUACUAUUAUGGACACCAGAAAUGAGCCGGUUAAUGCCAGCAUCAAUGGACAGAAUGGUAGUAGCCAAGAGAAGGUUGCUAUUCCAAUAUUGGCAAAAACUAGCAUUCCUGUAGUCACCCAGAAUCUGACACUGAAAGAGGUUUCCCAGCCUGUACAAACGACAGCUCUAUCAAUGCUUCCAAUGACAUACCCAGUGAACCAAGGUCUGGUCCUCCAGAAAGUGGCAAUCGUCCCAAAAGGUCUCGAUGGACUCACCCCAUUAGUGUCUACCCAUUUCAUCACAGCCCCUCAGCAAAUCAAUGGAAAAGUGGUACCGUUGGCGCAAUACCUCAUGAAACCAGUCGUAGUUGUCAGCACUGCUUCACCUCGUCCGAGCUAGUGGGGCUGAACGUAAUUUGCCCAGAUUAUAUACAGAAAUGAUGAUGAUAAUGGAAAUUCCUCGUACAAGGGUACAAAAGUAAUAAUAGGAUCACUCAGCGUCAGACUUUCGAAACAGUUGCCAAGUGAAACAAUGAUAUAUUAUUCCAUGAAACUCGUAGUGAUACUAGAGUCGAAAUAUAUUAUGUUGAUAUUCCUCGUUAACGAACUUGGAGUAAAUGUCCUCACAGAGUUUGAGGGUUUUUCUAUGUGCACCUUUUCAUUUAUUGAAAACCAAGGGAUGACCACAGAACUCUUCAGAACAGUCAGAGACUGAUAUUUCAUCAUUCACUUCAAUAUAUUAACAAUCGAUUAUCAAAUAAAAAGUGAAACUAGAAUCUCUGGCAUAGAAUAAAUCCAAAGCAAGCACUUUUUCCAAUAACCAGAAAUGCAAUACACUCGACGUGGAUAUUUCAGGAGAUGGAGAAAAAGUACAUCUCCUGAAAACACGCUUUUUACCAAUCAAGUGAAGACAACGUGAGUUGAGAAAAGUUUGCAUUUCUGGUGAUUGGCGAUUGAAUCAAUUAUCAUUUAUCCAAUUGAUCAGUUGACGAACCGGUUUCGGUUUUUCAGAACGUGGACGAAUGGUGGAUUUUGAAUUUCCAUUGUCUAAAAAUAUGAAUUUGGAUAAAUCGAUGUUUUAAAAAAGUAAAAUUGUAAGGGGGCUGAAGUUAUAAUGCUCUGAUGAGUUUUUGAAAGGGAGGAUGGAAAUGAAAGUGGAACAGUGGGGGAAAGCAAUACAAAUCACAAAAAUAUGGAUAUGAAAAAUAAAUUCAGUUGAUUUGAAUAACCCUUUUUUCAAACUAGAAUUAAUAUCCACUGAAAAAUUACAGUUAUUUCAGAACAGAAUUGAUUCACACGUAUAUGUAUACAGCGUGUUAUUUGAAAAUGAUGCACAGCAAUAUGUCGGAAGAACACAUGCAGAAGUGUUAAACCAAGCCAAUUUUUAUUCUGAGGGAGAUAUCACCCACAAGGGAUGAACUAACGAAAUCAGUACGUGGGAUACCUUUCACCUCCAUUCUCAUAUUGAUACUGUCUGUCUUUGAAAUAUUCAGAUAUUCAGAGUCAAUCGUUUUUAACCGAACAUACUGUAAAAAUCAAAAUAAUUCCGCAGGGGCAUAUGAAAAUUUCGUAACUCCCAUUUUCUGCAUAUUUAAUAUAGAACUGGCGGUGAUUGUGGAUACAUGCACUUUUCUUUUUGGCCUUAUUUUUAUUUUUUCCUGCUUUCCAAUACUCGUCUCAACAUUUCAGUUAUAUUUCUUAUUAAUUUCUCAAUCAUUGAUAAUUGUCUUGGGAAACAAAAUUAUCAUCAACAAAGAUGAAUUUUAUGAUUGAUCUCAAUAUACCAAUAUUUUGUGCAAGGAAAGAUAUAUUUUCAAGUGACCUCAGAAAACUUCAGAAAAAUGUUUACGCUAGCAUCUUCUCCUAUGUUAAAAGUUUACUUCUUCAAAAUUAGAAAUUUUGAGUCUUCAGAGUUAGGUGUUUUCAUUUUUUUUUUUGUGAUGUUAAUGCUCAUUUCGAGAAAGGCUCAGUUGAAAUGGUUUCUUGAGAAGAAAUCAAGUUCAAAAUGAAAAAAAAAUACCCAGCACCUAUUGAGUAUCAAAAUACUACACUCCAAUAUGUUUUCAUUAAAUUGUAAGUUGUUGGGCCAGACAGUAUUAUACAAUGUAAAGAAUGAAAUAUCAUUAAGGGACCACUGGCCCCAGAUUCAUCAGUAUUUUCAGAAAUUACCAAAUUGAUUGAAAACAUAUUGAAAAAGUAAGGCUAUUUUGGGAAAGCGAAUCUAUAGGACAUGCAACUUUACUCACUAACACUUGAAAAAUGUAUCUUUCUUUCAAUUAUUUUUUGCCUUUUGAAAAUGUAACAUAUAAAUUGGGAAUCUUAGGUAACUAAUAAAAUAACUAGAAUUUAAAUCAAAAUCUUCAAAGACACUGUAUAAAAUGUGAUGCAAUUAUUAGGUAAACGUCUAUAUUAAAAUUUCCUGCACAGGCAAUUAAAAGUUUAUAUUAAUGUGUGAACAUAGUUCGCUUGUUUCUCUUGAGUAUUUUUCUUUUUUUUUAUUUUACUCCAAAAUUGAAAAGAAUGACUGAUAUUUUAACUUCUUCUGUACAAAUUAUACAAACAAAAUUUUAAAGAAAUUUUAUAUUUUUUAUCUGCUUUAAUAAUUUAUAUAUUAUAGAAAAAGUUAUCGAUAUAUAUGUAUAUUGAAUUUGUGUUUUUAGGUUUAUAAGGGUCUUUACCCAUAUUUUAUUAGAUCUCCUAGAUAACUUUUGUCUGUAUUUAGUUUUAUUUGAUCUUUAUUGUACAUAAAACUUGAUCAAUUUAACCUCUGUACAUACUUAACUUAAGUUGUAAAUAUGGCGGUAAAUUAACUUUUCCUCUUGUAUAUAAAUAACAUAAACUUCAAUUCCAAAAUGUCUUGGGAUUGAAAUGUAUUUAAGACAAAAAUAAAAUCAAUAAAUCUGAAAAUGUUGA
Leptinotarsa decemlineata (Colorado potato beetle) is the source of this 4214-nucleotide messenger RNA. RefSeq lists its product as uncharacterized. Gene Ontology annotation, biological process: regulation of transcription by RNA polymerase II. Gene Ontology annotation, molecular function: protein dimerization activity; RNA polymerase II cis-regulatory region sequence-specific DNA binding; DNA-binding transcription factor activity, RNA polymerase II-specific. Lineage: Eukaryota; Metazoa; Arthropoda; Insecta; Coleoptera; Chrysomelidae. The record is from RefSeq and is a predicted model, not a curated record.